CGGCGGCCCCGCGAUCCGGAUGUGCCAAGAUGGCGGCGGCGGCUGCCGGCGCCGGGGCCGUGAGGGGCGGCGGGGCCCGCGCCCGCCGCUGAGGGGCCGCGGCCCGCGGGGGCUGCCAGGGCAGGAGAAGGAAUCCGCCUGCAGCAUCCAGUGCCGGAGCGUCACGGCGUGACCCUGCAGGGCCACCAUGCAGCAGCCACCGCAGCCUGUCCCGGCGGGAGCGGCUCCUCCUCCCGCCGGCAUCGCUCGGAACAUGUACUGGAGGAACAGCCCCCUCAGCAAACGGGCCAACGCCGCAGCUGCCCCGGUGCAGCCCGUGACAGACCCCUUUGCCUUCGGCAGACAGACCCUCCAGGGCCCCCCCUUAGAUAGCCCAUCCAAGGGGCUCUUCUCGCAGAUGGCCCCUGUGCAUCCGUCGCCCUCACGUGCAGGGGACAAUCCCCACGGACCACACACGUCUUUACCAGCUCCUGUGUCUCAACCAGGAAUAAGUCCCAGUACGUUUUCUAACGUUCCAGUUCCUUCUCCGUCCCCGGGGUACGUUUUAAAUAGUGCUGUGGAAGCGCAUCCCGGCGCUGAUCCCGGACUCCGCGGGCCUGCGGUGCCGCUGCAUUAUAACCCAGGAGCGGCAGUUGAAAAUUCCUUCAGUGUGCAUCCUGGAGCGGUGUCUGCAUCGAACAAACCUGGAGGCAGACAGGAUGUUGGCAGUGACGUUCCUUCAGGAUCCGGCACGGCAAUGCUCUUCACCCCACUGCCCCCGCCGCCUGUGCCCCAGUGGAGGCCUGGCCAAGGGAACCUGCAGUCUCCAGUUCGGAAUUUCGUGCCCUACCCCGAGCCGUCUUCUCAGAUUGACAGUCAGAACAUUUCUCAGCCUUCUGGCAGCGUUUCUCACCCUCCUCCACACACAAAUGUACUGCAGGGUCCUGGACACCAAGGUAUUCCACAAAAUACUGUGCAAGCGCCUUUAUCUGCUGGCUGUGAAAAGAAUGGGAGAAAUGGCUCUGCAAAUAGUCAUCACAUGAACAGCAUCCAACCUGGAAGUGUGUUCAGGCAGAACACAGAAAUGGCUAACUCUUGGGUAAAUCAACCUUACCAGGAACAGUUUUACCCACAGCCACCCUUGCAAGACUCCAGUUUUGUCCCUCCCACAGCUCAGGAAAACAACAACCCCAAAAACCAGUCUCCAGCUAUAUCUGAAACAUCAAAUAGAUCUGUCCCCACUGAUCGGGAUUCAGGAACUCUCUCCAUGUUUUUCAAAGGGGAUGAGGCAGAAAAUGAAGAAAUACUUUCAUCUGAAAAAAAUUACAUGGUGGAGAAAACAGAGUUUGAUGCUUGUCAGCCAAAUUCGGCAUCCCUGUAUCACCAGCCAGUGCAUCCUCAGCAGGUGGCAACUAAUGUUCUCUCUCAGGCCCAGGUUGGUGCAGGUUCAGCCAGUGAGAUGGUACAGAAAGGAAUGGAUGUCCAGUACUUCCCAAAAAUUGUGAGUCAUCAGGAGGCACAGGCUGCUAAGCACUCUCUGUUUGGUGGUGAUGACAAGGCUCACGUGGGUGACACGGCUGCUGGGUCUCAGUACGAAAACGUGGAGAACCUGGAGUGCAUCCAGAACCAGGAAGUGCUGCCCAGUGAACCACAGAACAUCAGUGCUUCAUCCCCUGCUGCUGGUCCUGAUCCGUACAGGUACGGAUCCUUCCCAGGUCAGAUGCUUCCAAAGAAUGCCGUUGUGAGCCAUGCUGAAGGAGGACCAAAUUUGGAGGCACCUGAUUCAUUACCUCAUCCUGUCCGACCAGAUAGUGUAUCUUCCAACUACAGCAGCAUGAGCCACAGGAGCACUUCCAGCUCAGCACGGCCUCCAGAACAAGUCGGUACGUUCAUCCAGCAGGAAAGUGGGAAGCCUGAUGAGGAAUCCUCUGCCAGCUUCUUCAAACAGAUUGACUCCUCUCCUCUGGGAGGGGACUCAGGUGAGCUAAACCUGAGCAAGAACUACCACGGGAAUCUAUCCCAGCCUCCAACUCCCAGCCCUCCGAAGCCUACGGGAGUAUUUCAGACGAGUGCAAAUAGUUCUUUUGAACCCGUGAGGUCCCAUGGGGUUGGUAUAAAACCCGCAGAGAUCGACCAAGCGAAGAUGGUGGUGGAACUGAGAGAGAGCCACUCAAACCAGAAGAAUAUCAAGAAGAGCACAGCUGUGCCAGCUGCGUCCCCAGGCAACCUUGAACAGCCACCGGAUAACCUGGAAACCAUUUUCAUGCCUCAGGUGCAUCCACUGCCUCUUGCAGGCUCUGGUGAAGCUGGGAAUGUGUUGCACUCUGGACCUGCUGUGGAAAACAUACAAUCAGUGUCUGAGAGACGGUCCUCAACAAGAGCUCAGGGAGCAGUUAAGAAGUGUGACAGCCCAGCAACAACUUUGUGGGCUCAUAAUGAGCUACCCAAUUUUGGGGGAAAUGUGCUUCUGGCUCCUGCUGCCCCUGCAGUGUAUGUACCUGCCAAACAGACUGUAGAAGUCAUCCAGCCACCAGAAGAAGGCCUGUCUAAUCAGCAGCCAUGUAAACCAGGGACUAUUGCUGUGCAGCAUUCCCAGGAUGGAAAUAUAACUUUUGAAAAUCUUGAGAAUCCUCCCAAAAUGGGAGAAGAGGAGGCACUUCAGUCUCAGGCAAGUUCUGGUUAUGCAAGUUUGUUGUCUUCUCCACCUACAGAGUCUUUGCAGAAUCAGCCUAUCCUGAUUGCUCAGCCUAAUCAAAGCUAUAACUUGGCUCAGCCAAUUAAUUUUUCUAUUUCUCUAUCUAAUCAGCUAAGCAACAGUGAAAACAAUCAGCCAAUGAAGGACUCUGGAGUUGGGGACAAGCCUGCAAUGGGUCCCCAAACUUCACAUGCUGGUGGGGAAAACAUGGCAUUACCUGUGAUGCAAGUUGGAUCUCUAUUAGUUAAUGCAAUUCCAAAUGCUAAUCUGUUAAAACAUAAUUUAUUACAAAGCCCUGUUAAUUCCUCUGAUCCUGCCUCUAAUCAGCCUGCAAACUUGCUUAUGAAAACUCCUCUUAAUUUGGCUCCAGAAGGGCAAAAGAAUGUUAAUGUGGAAGGUUUUGUUCCUGAAUUUGCUAGCAAGCCAGGGUCUAACUCAUCUGUUCCUCCUGGGAUAAAUCUUCCCAGUGGAAGUGCGAGUGCUCUAGUGCCCCCUGUUAAUUCCAUGGGACAGGGCAAUAAUUCUGCAAACCACUCCAAUUGCAAAGAAGAAGCUGCGGGAGUGCUCGACUUCACAGUGUCACGGACGUUGGAGAAGAGCGGCACGAGUAAUUCCGUCCAGGUGCACAACCAGCCUGGUGGUCCAGCACAACAGGCAGCUGGUGGUGCUGCUCAGGUGCGUCCCGAGGUGCCUGACAAACAACAUUUCUAUCAACAGGUGACAAAAGAUGUGCAGCAUCAGGCUGUGUCAGACAGAGCGUUGCCACCCCAACCACAAAUGCAAGCAGCUCAAACGCAGCAACCGACGUCUGGGCAGGCCACGGCUCCUCCAGACUCCCAGGUUUCCACAGGGACUAAAGCCAUGCAACAGGGGGAGAACCAGGGGCUGGGUAACCAUCCUCAGCCUGGGGGUCCCCAGGAGGCAGGUUCAGCCCAGCCAAGGUACGACCAGACGAGUCCUGGGAAGCAGCCGGGGUCGGAACAGCCGCCGGGCGCUCCGGCUGCCGCAGCCCCCUCUGCCACCUCCGGUCAGUCGGGCACACCCAGCGUGCAGCAGGACCCGCAGCGUCCAUCCCUGCCUCAGACUCCUCAGGAUGCCUUUGGUCCCCCCCAGAACCCUUACUACUACUACAGACACCCUUAUGAUGCUUAUCAGCCUCCGUAUCCGCCGCCUUAUCCGCCUGCAGACCCCAGGACAGCGGCUCACCUUUAUUACAUGGAGGACAGCUACGGGCAGUACGACCCCCGCUACCAACACUACGACAGCACCAGCACUGCUGACAUGGAGCCCGGGAACUACCGCUAUCCCGAGCCUGAGCGUCCCAGUUCCAGAGCCAGCCACUGCUCUGACAGACCCUCUUCUAGGCAAGGGUAUCCAGAAGACUAUUAUGGAAAAGGUGGAUGGGGUGAUUAUUAUUCAGGCUAUUACUCAAACUCAUAUUAUUAUGGAGAUCCACGUCACUGGGAACCAUCAGCUUAUGACCCCAGGUACAGGGGUUAUGACCAGAGGUAUUGGUACAGUGCUGAACACAACCCUUACCAGAAGAGGGAAGCGUAUCCAUAUGGCAGCAGGAGCGACCGGUACGAGGACAACUGGAGGUACGACCCCCGUUUCACCGGGAGCUUCGACGACGACUCGGAGCCCCAGCGGGAUCCCUACGGAGACGACUUCGAGCGGCGCAGCGUGCACAGCGAGCAUUCCGGGCACAGCCUGCGCAGCUCCCGCAGCGUCCACAGCCGCCAGAGCAGCUUCAGCUCCCGCUCCCAGCAAAGCCAGCUCUAUAGGAGCAAUCACGAUCUAACGGCCAAUGCCUAUGAAACCACUGCCCAGGCAGUGUCCCUCCACACAGAUUAUCCCUAUGGAGGAUAUGAUGCCAGCUUUGAUGGACAGCAGCCUUUUGCAGAUUAUGGCUACCCGGCUGAAGGUGGAUGGGCAGCUGUGGAACAAGCACCUUUAAGACCCUCAACACCUGAGAAAUUUUCAGUGCCUCAUAUCUGUGCCAGGUUUGGGCCUGGGGGCUUCUUGAUAAAAGCACUGCCAAACCUGCCUUCUGAGGGCCAGCCAGCUCUGGUUGAGAUCCACAGCAUGGAGACCAUGUUACAACAUUCUCCAGAGCAAGAAGAGAUGAGAGCGUUUCCUGGUCCUCUUGCUAAGGAUGAGACCCAUAAAGUGGAUGUUAUUAAUUUUGCACAAAGUAAAGCUUCACAGUGCUUUAAGAAUGAAAAUCUCAUCGACAAAGAAUCUGCAAGUCUGCUUUGGGACUUCAUUGUGCUGCUGUGCAGGCAGAAUGGGACUGUUGUGGGAACAGACCUGGCUGAACUUUUGCUCCGAGAUCAUAAAACAGUGUGGCUUCCUGGGAAAUCCCCUAAUGAGGCAAAUCUGAUUGAUUUCACUAAUGAGGCUCUGGAACAAGUGGAAGAGGAAUCUGGUGAAGCCCAGCUCUCGUUUCUCACUGAUAAUCUUCUAACCACAGUUGACAGUUUUGAGAAAGAGACUGAGAGAUUCAGGGAGUUGCUGCUUUAUGGCCGCAAGAAGGAUGCUCUGGAGUCUGCCAUGAAACAUGGUUUGUGGGGGCAUGCUCUGCUCCUUGCCAGCAAAAUGGACAGCAGGACACAUGCAAGAGUGAUGACCAGAUUUGCCAACAGUCUCCCAAUUAAUGACCCUCUGCAGACUGUUUACCAGCUCAUGUCUGGAAGGAUGCCAGCUGCAUCCACGUGCUGUGGAGAUGAGAAAUGGGGAGACUGGAGGCCUCAUCUAGCAAUGGUGUUAUCCAACUUGACCAAUAAUGUGGACUUGGAAUCCAGGACCAUUGCUACCAUGGGAGACACUCUUGCUUCUAAAGGCCUGCUGGAUGCUGCUCAUUUUUGUUACCUUAUGGCCCAAGUUGGGUUUGGAGUUUACACAAGGAAGACAACAAAGCUUGUCCUAAUUGGAUCAAAUCACAGUUUACCAUUUUUAAAGUUUGCUACCAAUGAAGCCAUUCAAAGAACUGAAGCCUAUGAAUAUGCACAGUCACUAGGAAGUCAGCCUGGCUGCUUACCCAAUUUCCAGGUUUUCAAAUUCAUCUAUGCUUGCAGACUGGCUGAAAUGGGACUGGCUGCUCAGGCUUUCCAUUAUUGUGAAGUGAUUUCCAGAACUGUCCUCAAAGAUCCACAUUACUACUCCCCUGUACUGAUUGGCCAACUAAUCCAGAUGUCAUCCCAGCUGCGCCUGUUUGACCCACAGAUAAAGGAAAAACCAGAACAGGAAUCUUUGAUUGAACCCCCCUGGUUGAUAACACUGAGACAUGUGGAUGGACAGAUCAAGGAGGGUGCAAUAUCCUAUAACACUGACAGAUCCACCCCCCCACCGUACGAAUGCAGCACCCCCAGCUCGGAGCUGGACCGGGCGAGUCAGUGUGAGGGAGGAGGGGGCCGUGACGUGGGGCCUGGUGCUGAGAACGCCUUGUUGGCGUCUUUGUUACCCAACGUGGCUCAACAGAUGCAAAGCGUGCAGCUGAUGCCUUCAGUACCUCAGGCUGUCCUUGAUGGCUCAGCUGCAAUGAUCCCUCCUGGUGACCAGGAAGCCCGAAGUGUCCCUUUCUAUCCAGUGGCUCCUCAGCCUCUUGGUCCAGGGCCUGGCUUUGCACCUCCAGGAUUUUCAAAUCCAUAUGGGACUGAACCAUCCCCACUGUAUUUAGGGUCAACAGUGCCACCAGGAGGGCCACCACAAGACAUUGAACCACGGCCAGAAGAGCAGACAAACCUGGAAACAGGAAUGCAGAGAAUUGCCCCGGAGUCUCCUCCACAAAACUCCUUCCCUGAACAGAGAGAGGAGGAUUUCUAUGGCAGAAUGGCCAGCAUGGGCUAUGGACAAAGAUCCCGAACCACCUCAGAGUCUUCUGCUCAUUCUGUGGGACGAGAGAGAUCCAACUCUGCAGCAAAACAGCCCUCUCCUCCUCCUCCCUCUGCUCCUGCAGGGAAAGAGACCAAAAAAGAACCAAAAAAGGAGGCAGCACCUAGAAAGACUGGUGCAACCUGGUUUCGCUGGCUGAUGGGGAAAGGAAAGAAUGAGGCUCACCUGCCAGAUGACAAGAACAAAUCAAUUGUUUGGGAUGAACAGAAACAGCGCUGGGUUAAUCUGGAUGAACCAGAGGAAGAGAGUAAACCUCCACCACCACCUCCAACAGGAUUUCCUAAAGCUCCUCAGGCUGCUCCACCUGGACCUGGAGGCCCCCCUGGUGCCCCUGUCAACAUAUUCUCCAGAAGAGCAGCUGGAAGCAGAGCCCGUUACGUGGAUGUCCUGAAUCCAGGUGGAACCAAGUCAAGUGGAGCAGUUCCUGCACCAUCAGACCUGUUUGCCCCCUUGGCACCAAUGCCCAUUCCUGCCAAUGUGUUUGUUCCAAACUCAGUUCCAGGGGAAUCCCAGCCGAUGGAAGGGAGUGGUGCAGCAGAGCACACACCAGCUGCAAACCAAACCAACACAGAUCCUGCUGCAGCUGUGGAACCAGAGUACUUAAACCCUGCAGCCCUUCCUGCUGGAUCUGGACUUCCUGUUGCAAACCCUGAUGGCUCCCAAUCAGGCGAGCUUUCGCGCUCUAGUUCAAUGAGUUCAUUAUCACGUGAAGUAAGCCAGCAUUUUAAUCAGCCUGCCAGUGUACCACCCUCGGGGGCACCUGCAGCAGGAGCAGUACCAUUCUACAAUCCCUCUCAAUUUGCACAAUCUCCUGCAACCACUGGAAGUUCAAGACUGGGGAGAAUUGGACAGAGGAAGUAUCCAACGUUGAAGUAGAAUACAAUGGCUUUGUAUUUGGAAUCCCCAAUCAUGUUCUGAGUAUGCAAAGAACUAUUCAGCCUUCUGGCACGUGGUAUCAGCUGCAGUUGACAUGACAGAAACUUAAUGAUGGGUGAUUUUUUUUCAUGGGUCUCCCUGCUUGCACCUCAUCUACGCAAAACCAUUACCAAACAUGAAAUAUAUGUAACUUUUCCUUUUAAAAAAAAAAACCUGGCUAGAAAUAGCUUUGCUGUGAUAAAGAAUAGACACAAGGGAGGAAAUAGUUGCUGUCUGUUACAGAACCUAUUUGUAAAUUGCAUAGGCAAUUUGUUCCUUAUUUUCAACCUACUAGUGUGACCUUCCAAGGCGUAGUUUCAGGGAUUCCUUAAUUUCUGAAGGAUGCUCCCCUCCCAGCAGGGAUAAAAAACAAACAAACAAACAUGUCCACAUUGUAACGUAACACUGUGGCCUUAAGAGGACCAUGCACAGUUGUGAUGCUUUGCCAGGACGUGGAACUGGAUCCGUUCCCCUGGGAGACGCCUCGCGCUGCUGUGUUUUUUCGGGAGCGGGGAGGGGGCCACAGCUCAUCCAAAUAAAUUGACCUGCGUUGAAUGAAAAAACUGUGACUGUAAUCUAAUACUGGUUUGAUUUGGAUCUCUCCUAGUCUGUAUGUAGUUUGUGGUUUAGACUACUUGUAAAGCCAACUGUAUAGUGGGGAAGGAGCUCUGUAUCAUAGCCAAUGCUGUUCUCUUGACGAGUGAGUGUUCGUUUAAGUGCAAUACGGUUACUUGCUUUCUCUCAAGCUGCUGGCACUGUGCAACUGGGGGGUAACAGCUUGAAAGUUUUUAAUUUUUUUUUUUUUCUCCUUUUGAGUGCCAGAAUCAGCGUAAUAAUCCGUUCUUGAAUCUCCAUUACUAAAAUAACCAAGGUCUUAAGUAGCUGACAGGUGAAUUUCAAACGUACUAAAAGUAGGCGGAUUAGACCUCUACGGAUGGACUUUAAAAUCUUUAGGUUUAAUAUAGGAAAUCCUGAAAACCAUGAUAUGCAGCAUUUAUAUUCACUGAAGAAUCUGAAUUAUCUACAAAGAGAGAAAUAAACUUUAAGUAUUUAUUAAAUCAUUAGGCCAUAUUUUAUUUAGAACUUGUCACCAAACUAUUUGAUUUUACUUGAAUUUCUGCCCGGGAGUAGAAGUAACACGAAUGUGAAAUUGCCAGUGUUGGUUCCCCCAUUGUUUUGUUUUUUCUUUUUCUGAAUAACACCACUUUUCUGAGAUCAUGAUAGCCUUACAUGUGUCCCAAAAGGUUUGUACACAGCCCAAGUAAAAGGCUGUUGGGGGGGGAUUAGAAACCUCUGUGUGAUGGUCCAUACUCAAUUCCAGCCAUGGGCAGCAGCAGUCAGUGUGGUUUACUUUUCUAUAAUUGAAACCUAAUCAGACACUUGGCUUUCCUCUAGUCCGGCCGGGCUGCUGAUUAUUUUCUCCUUUCAGUAGAGACUGCCAAACAACUUCAUUCAAGGAGGCUCCCUCUGAGCUGGGAGCAGCUGUCUUUCCUAAGUGUAAGAUUUGACACUGUAAAUUCUUAAAUAAAAUAUUUUGCGCUCUGGAGCACUUUCACA
Myiozetetes cayanensis is the source of this 9040-nucleotide messenger RNA. RefSeq names its product SEC16 homolog A, endoplasmic reticulum export factor (gene SEC16A). Bases 188 to 7444 code for a protein of 2418 amino acids. The record is from RefSeq and is a predicted model, not a curated record. NCBI's taxonomy places the organism in Eukaryota, Metazoa, Chordata, Aves, Passeriformes, Tyrannidae. The transcript has 31 exons. Gene Ontology annotation, biological process: COPII vesicle coat assembly; Golgi organization; autophagy. Gene Ontology annotation, cellular component: ER to Golgi transport vesicle membrane; endoplasmic reticulum exit site.